UGUCAGAUGAGCAACAGCCUCGCAGAGCAGGAGACCAGCUCCUCUGACAUGGUGCUGAUUGAUCCUCGUUGCCAUUCAGGGUAACGGCGUCCAUCACUUGGAGGUUUUAGAGAAGAGCCGCGGAGAGGACAGCCGGGGACGCUCCGCCGCCUGUUAUUAGAGAUGUCCCUGCUCUGUGUUGGAGUGAAGAAAGCCAAGCUGGAUGGACCCCAAGAAAAGUUCAACACUUAUGUGACUUUAAAGGUUCAAAAUGUGAAGAGCACAACUAUCGCUGUCAGGGGCAACUUGCCCAGCUGGGAGCAAGACUUCAUGUUUGAAAUUAACCGCCUCGACCUGGGUCUGACAGUAGAGGUAUGGAACAAAGGUUUAAUCUGGGACACUAUGGUCGGCACCGUGUGGAUCCCCCUCCGGAGCAUCCGACAGUCUAAUGAGGAAGGUCCAGGGGAGUGGCUCACACUGGACUCUCAGGUCAUCAUGGCCGAUAAUGAGAUCUGUGGCACCAAAGAACCUACGCUGCACCUGGUGCUGCUCGAUACACGCUUUGAGCUGCCGCUAGACAUCCCUGAGGAUGAGGCACGCUACUGGGCCAAAAAACUGGAGCAACUGAAUGCCAUGAGGGACCAAGAUUACUCGUACCAAGAGGAACAGGAACCGCCUCUCCGUGCACCAGGAACCCAGUGCUGUAACUGGAGUCUAUGGGGCGAGCAACAAAAUGAAGAUCCAGAUAGUGCUGUGGACGACAGAGACAGCGACUAUCGCAGUGAAACCAGUAACAGCAUCCCCCCUCCCUACUACAGCACAUCCCAGCCCAACGCCUCUGUCCACCAAUAUCCCAUCAGCCACCAGCACCGCAACUCCAGAAGCUUCUCAUAUCCAGAUUCUGGCAACAGCCAAGACCCCGACUUCCAACAUCAGAGAACUGUCAGUCCCACUGGCAGCUAUGCAUCGUCUGCAGAGCUCAGCCGCUGCAGCAGUCAACUGAGUGAGGAGGACUAUGGCGGCGAGUAUGGGGAAAGGGACCCUUAUGAUGAGAAUGACUCCUACCACUCCUGCCAUUCCUCUGUUAGCUACAGCAAAGGCUCUCCAGACUGGGAUGAGACCCAGGGGGGCUACAGUGAUGAGUGUGGCUACAGCAAAGAUGGAGGAGAAGAGGUGGCUCUGUACGAGGGAGAUGAAGGAGGGCUGUAUGAGGGAGAAGAGGAGGGCCUCUAUGAGGAUGAGGAGAUUAUGUAUGAUGAUGAGGAUUUAUACACUUUGGAAGGGACUCUCAGUGAAGACAUUGAGCCACCAUUCACUCCUACUCCAACAUCAACUGCGGCCCCAGCACUUGACGUACCCGGUUCCAGACCUCCUCUAGAGAAACACCCGUCCCUACACCAACAAGAUCCUCCUUCUGAAACCACCAACCAAACAUCCAAGCUGGCUCAUCCUCCUGGGGUAGCACCAACAACACAGCCCCCUACCAGUCAGCAGACAACCCAACCACCGAAACAACUCCCCCCCCAAACACAGGCUCAGCCCCAGCCAGCUCCAUCUGCCACGUCCUUCUUCUCAAUGGCCAAACCUCUAACAGCUGCAGUCACAGGUUUGGCUUCUAGUUUCCUAUCUUCAGUCCCCGCUGCCCAGCCCGCCCAGCCUCAUCCUCCUCCUCCAGCUUCAGCUGUUCCUCAGCAGCACCAAACUGUUACAGCCACCUCUGUCCCCCCAUCCCACCCGGCCACUAUGGCUAACUCCCAGCCACCCCCCACUAUUACGGGCUCUUCCUCCCAGCAGACUCCAUCCACUGCACUAUCUCAGUCCCACAUCAGUGAUCCCUCCACCACACAGUCUGCUGCUGUUGAGGACAAGGCUCCCAAGUCGGAGGAAGAACUGUGGUUAGAAGAGGAAAUGAUGGAGGAGGAGGAGCCCAGGACACCCCCUGCUCAGCCUGAGGACCAGCUCCCCGUGGAGCAGGAAGAGGAGUACAUUGAAGAGAGCAGACCAGUGACGCCAGAGGAGGAAGAAGAAAUGCCACCUGAGAGUCCUCCAGUUAUAGAGGAGCCAAAAGAGCCUGUUGAUCCAGCAGUGAGGGCUAAAGAGAACUGGCUACGGCUCUACAAUAAGGUUUUACAGCAGCUUCGAGAGGCACGAGGAGAGCCCUCCAACUCGCUGUGGUUUGGUAAAGGAGGGAUGGGUGGAGCGCUCUACAGUAUUGACAGCAUGCCUGAUCUUCGGAAGAGGAAAGCCAUUCCCCUCGUCAGAGAUCUGGCGAUGUCUCUGGUCCAAAGCUCACGUAAAGCUGGGAUCACCUCUGCCAUGGCCUCCACCACUCUUGGUAACGAGGACUUGAAGAGUCAUGUUUACAAGAAGACCCUGCAGGCUCUGAUCUACCCCAUCUCCUCCACUACUCCACACAACUUUGAGGUGUGGACAGCAACCACCCCCACUUACUGUUACGAGUGUGAGGGACUGCUGUGGGGUAUCGCCCGCCAAGGCAUGCGCUGCUCUGAGUGUGGCGUCAAAUGUCAUGACAAGUGCCAGGAUCUGCUGAAUGCCGACUGUCUGCAAAGAGCUGCAGAGAAGAGCUCAAAGCACGGGGCCGAGGUCCGAACCCAGAACAUCAUCAUGGUCCUGAAGGACCGCAUGAAGAUCAGAGAGAGGAAUAAGCCAGAGAUCUUUGAGUUGAUCCUAGAAGUGUUUGCCUUCGACAAAACAACACAUGGUACACAGAUGAAACAGAUAAAGCAAAGCGUGCUCGACGGGACCUCGAAAUGGUCAGCGAAAAUCAGCAUCACAGUGGUGUGUGCUCAGGGUCUCCAGGCUAAGGACAAAACCGGCUCCAGUGACCCUUAUGUGACUGUUCAAGUUGGAAAGACAAAGAAGAGGACCAAAACCAUUUACGGCAACCUCAACCCUGUCUGGGAUGAGAACUUUCAUUUUGAAUGUCACAACUCCUCCGACCGCAUCAAGGUGCGAGUUUGGGAUGAGGACGAUGACAUCAAGUCUCGUGUGAAACAGAGGUUCAAACGUGAGAGCGAUGACUUCCUGGGCCAAACCAUCAUUGAAGUCCGCACUCUGAGCGGGGAGAUGGACGUUUGGUACAACCUCGACAAGAGGACAGAUAAGUCUGCGGUGUCGGGAGCCAUCCGGAUGCAAAUCAGUGUGGAGAUCAAAGGAGAAGAGACAGUGGCUCCUUACCACGUCCAAUACACCUGUCUCCAUGAGCAUCUGUUCCAGUACACCACUGAGGAGCAAAACAGCGGUGUCGUGAAGAUCCCUGACGCCAAAGGAGACGAUGCUUGGAAGGUGUACUUCGAGGAGACUGCUCAGGAGAUCGUGGAUGAGUUUGCCAUGAGAUACGGAGUUGAAUCCAUCUAUCAGGCCAUGACCCACUUCGCCUGCUUGUCAUCUAAGUACAUGUGUCCAGGAGUGCCGGCUGUGAUGAGCACCCUGCUGGCCAACAUUAACGCUUACUACGCACACACCACACAGUCGUCCAACAAUGUUUCUGCCUCGGACAGAUUUGCUGCAUCAAACUUCGGCAAGGAGAGGUUUGUUAAACUGCUGGAUCAGCUGCACAACUCCCUGAGGAUCGACCUGUCCAUGUAUCGGAAUAACUUCCCCGCCAGCAGUCCUGAACGACUACAGGACCUCAAGUCUACUGUUGACCUGCUGACUAGCAUCACCUUCUUCAGGAUGAAGGUCCAGGAGCUGCAGAGUCCCCCCAGGGCGAGCCAGGUGGUGAAGGACUGUGUGAAAGCCUGCCUCAACUCCACCUACGAGUACAUUUUCAACAACUGCCAUGAUCUGUACAACAGGGAAUAUCAGACGGACCCUUCAAAAGCAGUCCCUCCGGAUGAGCAGGGUCCCAGCGUCAGAAACCUGGACUUCUGGUCAAAGCUUAUCACCCUCAUCGUUUCCAUCAUAGAAGAGGAUAAAAACUCCUACACUCCUUGCCUUAAUCAGUUUCCCCAAGAACUCAAUGUGGGCAAGAUCAGUGCUGAAGUCAUGUGGAACAUGUUUGCACAAGAUAUGAGAUACGCCAUGGAGGAACAUGAGAAGCAGCGCCUGUGUAAAAGUGCAGAUUAUAUGAAUUUACACUUCAAAGUGAAGUGGCUCUACAACGAGUACUGCAAGGAGCUGGCUACCUUCCAGAAGCACGUACCUGAAUAUCCAGCCUGGUUUGAGCCAUUUGUCGUCAUGUGGUUGGACGAGAAUGAGGAAGUGUCCAGAGAUUUCCUCCAUGGAGCCCUGGAGAGGGACAAGAAAGAUGGGUUCCAGGUCACAUCGGAGCACGCUUUGUUCUCCUGCUCGGUGGUCGACGUGUUCUCUCAGCUCAAUCAGAGUUUUGAAAUCAUCCGCAAGUUGGAAUGUCCCGAUCCUCAGAUCGUUGGGAACUACAUGAAGCGGUUUGCCAAGACUAUCGGCAAUGUCCUGCUCUCUUACGCAGACAUCAUUGCAAAGGACUUCCCAAAUCAUGUGAAGAAGGAAAAAGUGCCAUGCAUCAUAAUCAAUAACAUUCAGCAGCUCAGAGUUCAGCUUGAGAAAAUGUUUGAGGCCAUGGGAGGCAAAGAUCUCAAUGUGGAGGCCAGCGACUUCCUGAAGGAGCUCCAGAACAAACUGAAUAACGUCAUGGACGACCUCAGCCGCAUCUUUGCUGUCAGUUUCCAGCCCCAGAUCGAAGAUAAUGUGAGGCAAAUGGGGGACAUCCUAGCCCUGGUGAAAGGUCAGACUGUUCCAGCCAAUGGCAGCGUAGUGCAGGAGGCCGACAAUGUCCUGCAACCAAUCAUGGACUUCCUGGACAGCAACUUGUCACUCUUUGCUAAGAUCUGUGAGAAGACUGUCCUGAAAAGAGUGCUGAAGGAACUGUGGAAACUGGUGAUGAACACAAUGGAAAAGACAAUCGUGCUUCCAACACUUACAGAUCAGACGGGCACUCAGAUGAUAUUCAAUGCUGCCAAGGAGCUGGGUCAGCUUUCCAAGCUCAAGGAGCACAUGGGCCGAGAGGAAGCCAAAGCUCUGACUCCUAAACAGUGUGCAGUCAUCGAGCUCGCGCUGGACACUAUUAAGCAAUACUUCCAUGCGGGUGGCGUGGGUCUGAAGAAGACCUUCUUGGAGAAGAGUCCAGAUCUGCAGUCCCUGCGCUACGCCUUGUCUCUGUACACGCAGGCCACAGACAAGCUCAUCAGGAAGUUCGUCCUCUCACAGACUGCUCAGGUCCAUGGAGGAAAGGGGGUCAGGUACUCGUCGAAUGAGGACACCCCUCCAGAGAAAGCGUCUGGAGUGGAUGCAGUGGGUGAGGUGGUCAUGGGGGUGGAUAUUCUACCCCAACCAAAUGGAGAGCACAAGAUCAAUGUAAAAGUGGCUGCUGCUAAUGACCUGAAAUGGAAAGCACAAGGCUUCAGGCCUUUUGUGGAAGUCUACAUUAUUGGCCCUCACCUCAGCGACAAGAAGAGAAAGUUUGCCACCAAGUCCAAGAACAACAGCUGGUCUCCCAAGUUUGGUGACUGUUUCCAGUAUUCCCUGGGGGCCGAGGCGGGUCCGGAGAGCUACGAGCUGCAGGUGUGUGUGAAGGACUACUGCUUUGCCCGGGAGGACCGCACCGUGGGCAUGGCCGUGCUGCAGGUGAAGGACAUGGCGAGCAAGGGCAGCGUCACCUGCUGGAUGCCUCUGGGCAGACGAGUCCACAUGGAUGAGACGGGCCUGACGGUGCUGCGGAUCCUGUCUCAGCGCAACAACGACGACGUGGCCAAAGAGUUCGUCAAGCUCAAGUCAGACCAGCGCUCGGCCGAGGAGGGACGGAGCUGAGGGAGGAGGACGACGCAACACGUGUGCACAAGACACCAGACACGCCAAAUAGACAUAGCAGUCACGGCUACAUGGACAAACACGUGCAGUAUACAAGCACACACAUCAAAAAAACGCUCUAAUGUACAUAUAUCUGCAUACAUUAUGCAACAUUUACUUUGCAAUGUAAUCAAUGCAAACGACGGGGAAUACGUUUAUGAAGAGAUUUGAUUUGAUUGUUUCUGCAGUUUCCCCUCUCAGUUUCCAGCUACACUCCCACUAACAGUGUCACUCACUCUUUCCGAUGACAUAUCACACCUUUUCUAUGCUGUACAUGUAGUUGUGAUAUAUCGCAUUGCAGAACAACAAAACAGUGUUAAUAGUUUGAGAAUGACCACUUUGCACUUUUGCUUGUCUGCAUCAGCAGGAGAGCGAUCUUUGCCUUGCUAUGCUCCGUCUGUCCGUCCGUCUGUCACCUGCCUGACUGUGUGUCGUUCUUGCAGCGCGUCCCUCCCCCCUGGACACCUUCGUUGUUUGAUCUGUGUAGUCUUCCCACAGUUUCAUGUGCUGUGUAAGUUUAAGAGUUCAGAGACAAAUGUAAUAUAGGCUUCCUUCGUCCCCUAAAAAUUCCAGAGACCUUAGAUCAGUGUCAGGGGGCAACACCACUGCUACUGUGUGCUGUAAUGUACUAACACCCUGCAUGUUGACCCCCGGGAACACUGUGAUUCACUUCACUGUUACCAUGGCAACUGUUGCCUCCCCCGUAAAAGAUGGGUGCCUCCAAUGUUUUAUCUAUGUGAGCAUGGUGCAUAUAUAUCUCUGUGACAAUAAGGUUUCAUAAGGAUGGACCCGUCUAACCAUAAUUGUUGUAGAGAGAACACAGUGGACUGGUUCUGAGCCCAAUAUGUGACGUUUUUAUGGAGGCAGAUGUUGCAGUGUGCAGUUCUAAAUGUCCCACAUCAACCAGAAACAGAGCAAUACCCCACCGUCUCGCACCUAUAUAGUGUACAUCAACUGCAAAAAGGGCUACCGGAUCAGCGGACUGGGAAGUCCAUGGUUUUGUUGGCAAACUGACCACAAGGUUCCCUCACGGGGAGUCUAUCGUGGCCGACACUUUGAAGGAACCAAACGAAGCCUGAAAGGACGCUGGAUGCGGGCCCACAACUCGCUGGAAAACUUUCCUCCUGGCCGCCUGCACUUGUACAUAAACCCAUCAAUCUAAGGCAAUAGAGGUUUGUUUGUGAGUUCACCUAACUUUAUGAAGCCCCACAGGAGCACUGCUGUGUCUUUUGUUAAUGUGUGCAUGCAUGUGUGGGGAAAGUGUGCGUGUAUACAGGUUGAUUUUCACACCUGCAAAAUGGGCUCAAAUUGUGAGCAAUACUUACAAAACCCCAAAAAUAUGCGCUGUCACUCUGAAACCACGGGAGCACCAAGUGCUAUAUACAGAUCCAAAGAAUGGGAAACUUAUGAUCACCUUUUUUUAUGUCACUAAAAUAAUGUAGGAGUCCAUAAAUGAUAUGAUUUAUGGGCUCAUAAAUUCCCAUUCCAGUUGGAACCAUGAAAUAUUUUUUGACACAUUUUGUGCGAGAAGGAAAGUUUUGUGAAUGACUUUGCCUUUCGUAGGACCAAAUUUGCAAGAACCAGAGCUCGCAUCGUCGUAUCUUUUUUUUCUCCCCCUAAUAAUAAUGAAUAAAGCCAUCAGAGUCACCGCCAAGCAUUUAUGUUUUUUUAAGUAUGAUUUUCUGUCAUGUUUAUCAACCUAAACCAGCUCACCUUCCCUGUGAAAGGUGAGCAGAAACUCAUGGAGAUCAUCCAGCUCGUCUAUAGUCUUAUAGCAAUGUUGACUUGGAUGUUUUUGUCGCUGCAUAAAGCCGACCGACACUGGCCUGCGACUUGUCUCUACUCAAUCCUGCUGAAAGCUACCAAAAAUAAAUCUGUCUGUUAUUUUCCUCAGCAGAGCCGUGUCUGUCUCAUCAAGGGGGUUGUUGCAUAUAAACCACGGCCAGCUUGGACAGGUUGACUUGUGUCUUUGAUUGACGUCAGCGUCUCUCAGCUGAGCCAUGGAAAUAUGUGGAUCCCAUUUGUUGUUUUUUUUUUCGUUUGAAUGACUCUAGUCGCAGAGUUUUUUAACAUUUAACGGUCUGUGCAGUUACACGGUUUUCAUGGGUUGUUGUGUUUAAUCCCAGGAUUCAAGAGGAAAUUUUUACGUGUCAGAUUGCAGCUGAGAAAAGCAACAAAUAAUUACCGACCAUCCAGUAUUUGGGCUUGUUGGCUGCAUGCUUCACUUGUCUUAGUUCACAAAAACAGACACACACACCAACAACACACAUCUACUCAAGAUUUCUGCUCAAGCACAAAAGGGCAUACGUAAGAGGGCACAUGCAUGCAUGCACGCCGACCCGCUGCCGUGGAGACCAAUGAUGCCCGACCCUGUGAAUAGAAUCAACAACAAUUGCAUGAUGGGAAACUUAAUUGUACAAGCACGCGUCUCUUAGAUGUUACUUGACUUUUUAUUUGAUUUCCGACUUUCCAAAGGUAUGUAACGAGAACUCGUCAGUGUUUUUGUUUAAAAAAAAAACAGUAAUAUAAAAAAUUUGUAACCAAUAUGAAUGUAGUGUGAACACAGAUCUCGCAUGAGAGAAUUAUUUUCUACCGAGGAUGUUUGUAAUUUGUUUCUUAUCAUUAUUGAUUGUUCUUUAAUGAGGUUGAAGUGGAGCUGGAAUGCAGCCUGAUUGUGAUCUGCUUCCUAUUAAAAGGACUUGUGUCACAACCCACAUCUCACUGAGAAUCACAUUACUGCAGUUUGAUUGA
Messenger RNA from Cololabis saira (Pacific saury), 8577 nucleotides. RefSeq names its product protein unc-13 homolog A-like. The record is from RefSeq and is a predicted model, not a curated record. NCBI's taxonomy places the organism in Eukaryota, Metazoa, Chordata, Actinopteri, Beloniformes, Belonidae. The coding region runs from base 163 to 5787 and encodes 1874 amino acids. Gene Ontology annotation, cellular component: synaptic vesicle membrane; presynaptic active zone cytoplasmic component; terminal bouton. Gene Ontology annotation, biological process: dense core granule priming; presynaptic dense core vesicle exocytosis; neuromuscular junction development. Gene Ontology annotation, molecular function: calcium ion binding; calmodulin binding; diacylglycerol binding. The transcript has 42 exons.